Messenger RNA from Rhodotorula toruloides NP11, 3105 nucleotides. RefSeq names its product pre-mRNA-splicing factor SYF1. Gene Ontology annotation, biological process: mRNA splicing, via spliceosome; generation of catalytic spliceosome for first transesterification step. The record is from RefSeq and is a predicted model, not a curated record. Gene Ontology annotation, molecular function: protein binding. Gene Ontology annotation, cellular component: post-mRNA release spliceosomal complex; Prp19 complex; U2-type catalytic step 2 spliceosome. Lineage: Eukaryota; Fungi; Basidiomycota; Microbotryomycetes; Sporidiobolales; Sporidiobolaceae. The coding region runs from base 1 to 3105 and encodes 1034 amino acids. The transcript is spliced from 10 exons.
AUGCUGGACCCCACUCCGUCUUCCCUCGCAUCACGCUCAAACUCGCACACGGGCAUGGCUGGCUCGUACAGCGACCUGGCGGGCGUGCUGCCCGUCACAGUCCCGACGCCGACCUUCGUCUCGCACCCUCACCUCCUCCGUCCCGACCACCUCGGAACCGAGCACGACCUGCUCCGCAACCCCGACUCGCUCGCGCGCUGGCAGUCGUACAUCCGCACAGUCCAGGACGAGGUCGACGAGACGCUGCGGGCCUCGCGCGGCAAGGCGAGCGCCGUCGAGCGCAUGCUCUUGGGCGACCGUCUCUCGACCAGGGACGGCCGCGAGGCGCUCCAGCGCAUCGUCGACGUCUACGAGCGCGCGCUACAACACCACCCUCGGUCUUACACCCUCUGGCGGAACUACCUCGCGGCGCGCAGCGUGUUUGUGCUGGGAAAGGCGGGCAAGCCGCUCAAGUUGGGUGCGCCGAGGCAGCGCCGGGGCGAGGAGGGAGUCGGCAGGACGAUGACUGAAUGGCUCGAGGCGGGCAAGGGCGAGGUUGACGAGAUCGAGGUGGGCGAGCGCGACUACGAGGCAGACUGGGAGGGCGCGCUCGACGGGGUCCUUGGAUUCGAGGAAUGGAGGUCGCUCGCUGCGGCGCACGAGCGGGCGCUCAUGUGGCUUCCCCAGAUGCCGCGAAUCUGGCUCUCCUAUCUCACCCUCUUCGUCCACCCUUCCUGCCCCGCCGCCCUCUCGCAAACCCACGCACGACGCACGUUCGACCGCGCUCUCCGCACUCUCCCGCCCUCGCUUCACGAGCGCAUCUGGCACCUCUACCUAACCUGGGCGUCUCCCUCCUCUCCCGCCGCUCCCGCGCCCGAAACCGUCGUCUCCGUCUGGCGUCGCUACCUCUCCCGCGACCCGUCCCCGACCUUCUACUACAUCCACUCGAUCCUCCUCUCGCUCGACGAGCCCCGGCCGCUCGAAGCAGCAAAGAGGUUGCUCGACCUCGCGCGCAAGAUCCAGAAGGGCGAGUACAAGCACCCUACUGGCUCGGCUGGGGAAGUCAAGAGCGCGUAUCAGGUCCUUGUUGAUUGGCUCGAGGUGUGCGAGAAGUAUGCCGAGGAGGUCGGGCUGGAUGCGGAGGAUAGCCAGAAGUUAAGGGUCGAGAGGGAGAAGGCGGAAGCUGCGGCUGAGCAGGCGAAGGAAAAGCAAGGUGCGAACGGCGAUGCACAACCGGACAAACGCGCCAUCGAACCGCCUCAGCUUCCCGCCUCCGUUCUCGACCCAACCUCGACAGAACGCCUCGACGUCGACGGUCUCAUCCGCACGCACGGUCUCACCAUCUACCCCGACCAAGCAGGCCGAUUGUGGACCGGUCUCGCGACGUACUGGAUCAAGAAAGGCGAGUUCGGACUCGCGCGCGAGACGUUCGAAGAGGCCCUCUCGUCCGUCGUCACCCUUCGCGACUUUACGCAAGUGUUUGACGCGUACGCCGAGUUUGAGGAGAGCGCCAUCUCGGCUCUCAUGGAGACUAUCGCGGAUGCGGAUGAGGAUGCGGAUGCGGACGCGGAGGACAAGGCCGAGGACGAGAAGGAGCUGGAUGAGCGCAUGAAGAACUUUGAGGAGUUGAUGGACCGACGGCCGUUCCUCGUUAACGAGGUGUUGCUGCGGAGGAACCCGAACGAUGUGCAGGAGUGGGAGAAGCGGGUCGCGCUGUACGGAACCGACGACGAAAAGGUCGCCGAGACGUACACCCUCGCGACCAAAACGAUCCAGCCUCGCAAGGCUAUCGGGUCGUACCACCUCCUCUGGACGCACUUUGCCAAGUUCUACGAGCAAGGCGGUGUGGCAGGAGACGCCGAGAAGGACAUUGUCAGUGCGCGCAAGGUCUUUGAGAAGGCGACCAAGGUUUCGUUCAGGAGGGUCGAGGAGUUGGCGGAGGUUUGGAUCGAGUGGGCUGAGAUGGAGGUGCGGAAUGAGAACUACGACGAGGCGAUCAAGGUCAUGCAGCGGGCGACGGCCAUCCCACGGAAUUGGAAGAGCAUCUCGUUCCACGACGAGUCCCUCGCGCCCCAACAACGCCUCUUCAAGUCUCUCAAGCUGUGGUCCUUCUUCGUCGACCUCGAGGAAUCAAUCGGCACAGUCGAGACGACCAAAGCGGCGUACGACAAGAUCUUCGAGCUCAAGAUCGCGAACGCACAGGUCGUCAUCAACUAUGCCAACUUCCUCGAGGAGAACGAGUACUGGGAGGAGAGCUUCAAGAUCUACGAACGCGGUGUCGACCUCUUUACCUACCCUAUCGCGUUCGAGAUCUGGAACGCCUACCUGAGCAAGUUCGUCAAGCGAUAUGGCGGCUCCAAGCUCGAGCGAGCACGCGACCUGUUCGAGCAGGCGCUCGAGACGUGCCCGCCGAAGUACUGCAAGCCGAUCUUCCUCCUCUACGGCCAGCUCGAGGAAGAGCACGGCUUGGCGAAGCGCGCUAUGGCGGUGUACGACCGAGCAACAAGGGCUGUCGAGGCAAAGGACCGCAUGGAGAUGUUCACCUACUACAUCGCCCGUGCGACCGCCUCGUUUGGUCUUCCCGCCACCCGACCCAUCUACGAGCGCGCCAUCGAGUCGCUGCCAGACAAGCAGACGGCCGAGAUGUGCCUCCGCUUCGCCGCUCUCGAGCGCAAGCUCGGCGAGAUCGACCGCGCGAGGGCUAUCUAUGCGCACGCGAGUCAGUUCUGUGACCCGAGGACCAACCCGGAGUUCUGGGCGCAGUGGAACGCGUUCGAGAUCGAGACUGGUUCCGAGGACACUUUCCGCGAGUACCUCCGCAUCAAGCGUGCCGUCCAGGCGGCCUUCAACACCGAGGCGUCGUACCUCUCCGCCAAGCUGGCUCAGCUCGAGAAGGGCGGCCAGUCUGCGCAGGAGGCGGUCCAAGGCGGACAAGUCGUCGACCCGAUGGCAGCGCUCGACCGAGCGACAGGCAGCGGUACUCGUGUCGGCGGGUUUGUCGCUGCGACGAGCGAGAAGGCGGGCAAGCUUGCGGGACAAGGUGGGCAGGAGAACGGAGGAGACGAGCCGGAGCAGGCAAACGCGGACGAGAUUGCGGUGGAUGACGACGACGAAGACGACGAGUAG